Molecule: messenger RNA, 1062 nt
Organism: Saprolegnia diclina VS20
Lineage: Eukaryota; Oomycota; Saprolegniomycetes; Saprolegniales; Saprolegniaceae
Exons: 4
Coding region: 1-1062 (353 amino acids)
Source: RefSeq, a predicted model, not a curated record
AUGCUGCACCAUGUCCACUACACGGACGUCGUGCUCUCGAUCCCAAUCCUGAGCCACAUCGCGAAGACGAUUCCGUGGGAGACGCUCCUGCAGCUGCUCUCCGCGCGCCACUUUGUCCUGGGCCAAAAGGUGCUCGCCGCCGGCAGUGUGCCCCACGAAAUCUACUUUGUUGUCGAAGGCCAAUUUGCUCUCCGGUCUUCCGACGCGGCGCUGCAGCAUCUCUGCGACCCAGGCAGCGUCUUGUGCGCUCACGCCCUGCUCGCUCGCGCGCCACUGCCCUACGAUAUUGUCGCUCUCCGGUACAAGUCGACGCUCCUCAGCAUCUGCAAGACAAAGUUCAAGACGGUGCUGAAACAAGCAGGCGCGGAGGCGUGGAUAACCAACCUCGCCUCAGCCGAUGCGGCGACAGUGCAGGACCCAAAGACACAGCGCGGGACCACCAAGGAGUCGGCGCCGCCCGACACAAUUCCUAUCGAGUACGACCUGGACAAUGCAAUUUUGGUGCUGCACGAGCCGCUCAAUCCAGCCGAUUUGGCUGUCGCACCCGCUAUGAAUCCGACGUGCCUCCAAGCCAAAGCCAACCGAGCUCGGCGCCUCGAAAGCCUCCACGUUCCGGAGCAGUAUGGCGCUAAGCCUCUUGCCUCGACGCCAAGCCGACGCUCGGCGCCGCGUGUGACGAAAGAAAAGCCCGUCGGACGGCUGCUGCGACCCCUCGAGCACGACGCGACGUGGUUUCGGGACGCUAACGGCAACGUCGUCGUCCACGCCAAGCGUGACGUCGGGUGCGAGCUGCGAGAGGACGUCGCGGCGCCCGACGUGCCAAAACCCGGUCGCUUCACGCGGGUCGGGAAGGCCGAGCUGACACCCAUGCGACUGCAUAUCCACCAGAACUCACCGUUGCAAGUGCCAAUGACGUCAAAUCUAAGCCUCCAAAGGUCGCUUGAGCAGAGCCAGCGACCGUGCCAAGUGCCCGUGGUGUUGGCGCCGGAGCACCAUACGGGCAGUCGAAGCCUAGGCUACAAGCUGCUGAGAACGUCGUCGAACCAGCGUGCUCCACUUUGA